UUUUCUUAAUUGGGUUGCCUGUGGUGCCAGGCGAUAUUUUAGCAUCACUCGAACCUUUACUUCUAUUUAGCUUUUAUGGACGCGGCUAAAUGGCCAAAAGCGACCCUGCUCUCAUCAAGAUUAAAGGAUUACCCAGUGAAGUACCAGAGAAUUCAAUUGUAAGCUAUUUUCAAGAUUCAGAGAUCGGCGGAGGGGCGGUCAAGCGACUCGAUAAGACUCAAGAUGGCUGCACGCUCGUUACCUUUGAGAAUUCAGAAGCUGUGAAGACAUUCAUGUCUAAUAGACCCCACCAUUUCAAUGGGGUCCUACUGGAGGUCGAAUGCUGCCAACAAACCCUCACUUAUGCCGAGGUCAGCACCCGUAUUCCGAACAGAGAGAGUCAGUCCGCUUCCCACAACACCAGGGGGAUGCCAUCGUCCGGAUUUAUUUCCAUACCAAGCAGCCAUCCGUCUAGUAACUAUAUGUCUUCCCGAAACCCUCGAGAUUCUCGCAAUUCACCUGCAUCUCGCAAGUCAAACACAUGGAGUGCCCCUAUGUCACGGACUUAUAAAAAAAUUCGAACCCCGCAUCAUGACAAACAUGCGUCCCGUAACCCUCGAGAGCCUCGUGUGUCCCAUAACCCUCGGGACUCACCCGCGUCCCGUAACCCUCGGGACUCACCCGCUUCCAGCAACCUUCGGGAGUCACCCACGUCCUGUAACGUCCGGGACUCACCCUCGUCCCGUAACCCUCGGGACUCACCCGCGUCCCGUAACCCUCGGGACUCACCCUCGUCCCGUAACCCUCGGGACUCACCCUCGUCCCGUGACCCUCGAGACUCAACCUCGUCCCGUAACCCUCGGGACUCACCCGCGUCACGCUGCGCGUGGGUAACGCUUGUGAUGCUUGGUGACGGGUACGCUGCGGGCGCUCUGGCCGUCGCACACUCGCUGAUAAUGGUGCAAACCAAGUAUGACCUCGUCUGCAUGGUAACACCUGACGUCACACAUCCUACCCGUCGACACCUGUGCGUCAUGUACGAUCACGUGAUCGAGGUGCCGUACAUUCAACAUCGGUGUCGGAAGCUCUGGUCUGAGAAGCAGUCCCGGAUGUACGACGACUGGAUCGAGUUCUCGUUCACCAAGUGGAACUGCCUCAACCUGGUGCAGUACGAGCGAGUGAUGUUUAUAGACGCAGACAUGGUCGUCAAGGUGAACAGUGAUGAUCUAUUUGAGUUACCCGCUCCAGCGUCUGUCUUUCCGACACAGAAUGCUCCUUGCUACUAUAACCCCUACUUGAAGCCGGACACAGAAAUCACGAUCCCACCAGAACAGGGGGCACUCAUGAAUCCAAUAGAGGUCUUUAAAAGAGCCAAGGAAACCAAUAACUUCCUCGCUUUUGGAGGACUGGUCCUUCUCCGCCCAGACAAGAAUGAGUACAAAUCUCUUUGUGAAUUUAUUCAUGAGCAAGCAGUUUUCGGUGAGGGUCUUCGGACAGCGUCUGGCGCGGACGAGGUGGCUAUCAGCCUUUUCUACGCACGCAAGGGUGUAUCCUGGACUCAUAUUCACCACCGCUAUGCUGUCGUCCCGUGGAGGGCACACUGGAUUCUACCUCAUGAACCCUACAUUCUGCACAUCUUCGGGCGACCCAAACCGUGGGAGGAGGGGUGCGACUGGCCAGACCCGGAUUGGUGGGGCGUGGUCGAUGACCUGCUGGGGUCUCACCCCGAUCUCAGUGAGCUUUACCCCCCUCGUCCUGCGAUCACAAAAAGACCAGAAAUAGAAGAUGGGAUGAGGGAUUCGCAGAUGGAUUGUGGCAAUAAUAACAACGCUCGCAACGACACUAACCUGAACUAAAACGGAAUCCAACCAACGUUGCGUUGCAACGAUCAUGAAGUUCCGUGCGAGCGGCGCCAGCAUUAGUGCUUCCAGCUCCGUGCGAACAGCGCCAACAUUAAUGCUUCCAGCUCCGUGCGAACGGCGCCAGCAUUAAUGCUCCCAGCUCCGUGCGAACGGCGCCAGCAUUGAUGCUCCCAGCUCCGUGCGAACGGCGCCAGCAUUGAUGCUCCCAGCUCCGUGCGAACGGCGCCAGCAUUGAUGCUCCCAGCAAUGCUUGCACUGUUUGUACACCUGGGAUUUGGUGUGAAGUACUUUUUGCCCACAUUUCCUUUGUCCUGUGGUCUUGUGGAUCCAGUACCAACACCAGACCGACCUUCUCACUCUCCAGGUAGAAAUUAUUCCCAAUUCGCCUUAACCAAGCGCGGCCCAUACAGACACCAAGCCAAACCAAAGUUGGCAAAUUAAGUGACUUUAAAUUCUAUUGUAGUUUUUAUUGAAAAUAAUAUUGUUUUUUAUCUUCAUCUUUAACUUUUACGCAUGUAAUGCGAAUUAAUAUUGCACAUAUUGCAAAAUAGUUGCCAGAAUUGAAAAUGAUUGUAGAAAUAUUUUGAGAUAUUCUUAAUUUAAUUAUGUAAGCCUCACAAUUAAAUUUUUUCGCAAAUAUUAACAACUAUAUAAGCAAGAUAUAUCAUUAGGCCUAUAGCUAGACAUCAAAAGAUAAUAUCUUUAGUUAGGUUUUACUUAGAACUAUGUAUAUACAAUUAUUAGAUAAAUAUAUCAUUAGGCCUAUAGCUAGACAUCAAAAGAUAAUAUCUUUAGAAAUGUUUUACUUAGAACUAUAUAUAUACAACUAUAUUAGCAAGAUAUAUCAUUAGGCCUAUAGCUAGACAUCAAAAGAUAUCUUUAGUAAUGUUUUACUUAGAACUAUAUAUAUACAACUAUUAGCAAGAUAUAUCAUUAGGCCUAUAGCUAGGCACCAAAAGAUAAUAUCUUUAGUAAUGUUUUACUUAGAAGAUACCGUAGAAAUACGAUUCGGAUUUGCAAUAAUAAACCCUCUUUUAUGAAGAAA
This is a messenger RNA of Nematostella vectensis (starlet sea anemone), 2886 nucleotides long. RefSeq lists its product as uncharacterized. The transcript has 2 exons. NCBI's taxonomy places the organism in Eukaryota, Metazoa, Cnidaria, Anthozoa, Actiniaria, Edwardsiidae. Gene Ontology annotation, cellular component: cytoplasm. Gene Ontology annotation, molecular function: nucleic acid binding; glycosyltransferase activity. The record is from RefSeq and is a predicted model, not a curated record. The coding region runs from base 90 to 1835 and encodes 581 amino acids.